CAUGAGCCUUCACGCCGGUGCUCUGGUGACCUCCAGGUGGCUCGCCGAGGCCACCAGGCUGCUACCAAACAAACUUCGCAUCCUGGACGCGUCCUGGUACUUGCCUAAAGUGCGGCGUAGCGCCAAGAGCGAGUUCCGCGGCAGACACAUCCCUGGUGCCGCCUUCUUCGAGCUGAACGAGCGCUGCGACCGGAGCUCCCCCCUGGAGCACAUGCUGCCCUCCGAGCGCACCUUCGCCGACUAUGCGGGCGCGCUGGGCGUCGACGCUGACACGCACGUAGUGGUGUACGACGCCAGCGACUUUGGCUUCUUCUCAGCGCCGCGGGCCUGGUGGAUGUUCCGGGUGUUCGGCCACGGCCGGGUGUCGGUAUUGGACGGCGGGCUGUGCGCGUGGCAGAGGGAUGGCCGACCAGUGAGCGACCAGCAGACGGUCAGACGCGAAGCAAGCGAGUUCAAGGCAUCCCUCAACCGCAGCUGGGUGAAGAGCUACCAGGACAUGGUGGACAAUCUGGACACCAAGAACUUCCAGGCGGUGGACGCCAGGCCAGCGGGCAGGUUCAGAGGACUGGACCCCGAACCCCGAGACAACACCGAACCGGGCCACAUUCCCAACUCCAUCAGCCUGCCCUUCCAUUCCUUCCUGUCGCCAUCGGGCCACUUCCUGCCCGAGGAGCGGCUUCGGGCUCUGUUUUGCGAUGCCGGCGUGGACCUCGGCCGCCCCGUGUGCGCGUCGUGCGGCUCGGCCGUGACGGCGUGCCACGUGGCCCUGGCGGCGCACCAGUGCGUUUCAGUGUAUGACGGCGGUUGGUCCGAGUGGUACGCGCGAGCCGCGCCCCACGAUGUCAUCUCGGAGGGCCGAGGGAAGCGCCUGUGAUUGGCAGGAUUUUGUUAGCGUAAAUCAGUGGUUCCCAACCUUUAUUGCAGAGGUUCUCAAACUGGGGGCCGCAAAAUCAUUUACCAUAAGCAUACAUACAUACAUACAUACAUACAGGGACUGACCUACCAAUGAAGCAAACAUAAUGAACCAAUGACUCUUCACUACCUUAGCUUUGGUUUGGAAUCACUGCCAUUAGGAACGCGGAUGUUAGCGUGUGAGCACGCUAGCGUGUCAGCAUGUCGCCGCUCCGAUGAACGAUCCUCAACAUGUCAUCGUUGUUUAAGUAAAACAAAAUUCUGCAUCUGCUUGCUCAAGUGCUGAUCCCGAUGCAUACGGACUGUAACGCUGUGAAGUGAAAAGAAAUUUCAGCAACCAUUUUUCAGAUCCUCAGCAAAAUGUUCUGGCUUUUUGCUCAAGACACGCAUCACACCUUUACAGAGUUUGUGUGGUUUUUACUUCAUCCCACUAAUGAACAAACCGCGAUCAAAACAGCACUUUCCUCGAGGCAAUGAAAGAUGCUUCAGUUGUUCGUUUACCUACCCGCCCGUACGCAGUGUUGAUGUGCUGUGUUGACAUGCAGGACCAAUCAACCAAUCGGGUGACGGUCUCUCUUUUAUGCAUAAUACUGCGAGAGAACAAAAUGCGUUAAAAACAAUACCUUCCUACCUUAAACGUUUUCAUUGAUGGUUUAGUUACAGAGUGUUCAACUAACACGCAGGAGUAUACUGUAUCAUUUUGUUAUGGUACAUUUUGCGCAAUCCUGCUAACAAACUGACCAAAUGUGAUCAAAACAAUACCUUGCAGCAGUCAAUAAAGCAUGUUUUCAUUGGCUGUUUAGCUACGCAGUGUUCACCUAGGAGAAUAAAAUUGCAUUAUGGUACAUUUUAGUGUAAUCCUCCUAACCAAUGAUAAAACAGUGAUCAAAAC
This is a messenger RNA of Phyllopteryx taeniolatus (common seadragon), 1804 nucleotides long. RefSeq names its product 3-mercaptopyruvate sulfurtransferase-like. Bases 2 to 874 code for a protein of 290 amino acids. Lineage: Eukaryota; Metazoa; Chordata; Actinopteri; Syngnathiformes; Syngnathidae. Gene Ontology annotation, molecular function: thiosulfate-cyanide sulfurtransferase activity. The transcript has 2 exons. Gene Ontology annotation, biological process: transsulfuration. The record is from RefSeq and is a predicted model, not a curated record. Gene Ontology annotation, cellular component: mitochondrion.